UUGUUCCGUAUACGGCAGCAGCAACACGGAUACUCGCAGCCACCCACAUCUGUGUAUGUAUGUGUGUUUUUGUGUGUGUGUGGAUUUAAUGUUGCAGACACUCUAACCGCGCACUGCCGUGGUCAAACAUGUCCCAGUCUACUGACCUGAAAACAUUCCUGGAGUCAUCUCUGAAUGAGAUCUUCAAAGCAACAGUCAGCGACAUCCUGGACUCGGUAGACCGGACACUGUCCGAGUAUCAGGGCACAAUCCGGAGGAUCGAGUGUGAGAAUGAGGGCCUGAAGCGCCUGCUGCUCGAACACAAGAGCAGGGAGACUGCGACCAGAGAUGUACAUGAGCGUGACUCCAUGGAAAAUGCCUCAGAGUGGAACAGUCUUCCAGUUAGCUCCACCCAGGCCAUGUUCAAGAUGUCCAUAUGCAGCAGUGACAGGAAGAGCUGCAGAAGGAAGCAAAAGGACAAGAUGAGGGAGAGCGUAUCCUCUGCCUCCUUUUCUCUUCUGAGGAAUCACGUGGUAGAAGAACCAUAUGUCAACACAUCACAGGUCAGUAUUGCAUCAGAGGAAACCUUGAUAUCUGUGAAAGCAGAGCCUGGACUGGAGGAAAACAGUGCUAUUGACCUCUCCCAGCCUUCAUCUCUUCUCUGGCCAGUGAAACAUGAGAGCACAGAGGUCUCUUGUGACCAUCAGGAUCAAUAUGCACCUCUGCUGCCAUCUUCAGACCCUGAACAAGACUCCAGGGUCAGAGAUGGUGAAGUUAAAGUCACCAAUGUAUCCGACAGCUUCGUACCGGAUGGACAACUCAUUAAAACAGAGCCAGAGGAGGAUCAAAAUGGAGAAGUGCAAUACAGUGACAAUGGCACUUUCUCCAAGGACCAAUUGAAGCAGGAGUUGACAUAUUCCCUUGAAUCACACACAGAUUCAGAGGGAGUGAGCAGACAGGGUGUGGAGGAAGAAGGUGAGACAUGUAAGGAAGAGGAUUCUCCUGCUUUUCCUGCAGACGAGGUAAUGGAAAGCCAUGACAAUUUAAUUCACUCUCCCAAGUAUCCCGUUAGUCAAGAAACCUCCCUCACCAUCCUCAACAAGACCAAAGGCAGGGAAAAGAUCCACAGCUGCAGCUACUGUGGUAAACGCUUUGGUCGGUCCGACCUCCUCAAAUCCCAUAAGCGAACCCACACUGGAGAAAGACCCUAUAGCUGCAACAUCUGCACUAAAACCUAUGCCCAUCCCAGUCAGCUCAGGAUACACAAACGCAUUCACACUGGAGAGAAACCAUAUUGCUGCGCACACUGUGGUAAGCGCUUUAAUGAGCCCAACCAGCUCAAAGUCCACUUGCGGACUCACACCGGGGAAAGGCCUUACAGCUGCCAGGAGUGUGGCAAGACAUUCAGCAAUGCAGGAAACCUGCGCAUACAUGAGAGGAUCCACACAGGCGAGAAGCCAUACUGCUGCACUCAGUGUGGGAAAAGGUUCAAUGGCUUGGGUGACCUCAAAACUCAUUACAGGAUUCACACUGGAGAGAGGCCCUACAGCUGCAAGCUGUGUAAGAAGACCUUCAGCCAGACGGGCCACCUCACUAUACACAUGCGGAUGCACACAGGAGAGAGACCUUACAGCUGCAACGAGUGUGGCAAGAAGUUUACAGUGGCAAGCAGCCUUAAGCUGCACCAGAGGACUCACACAGGAGAGAAGGAGUACAGCUGCUCAUACUGCAGCAAGAGCUUCAGCAGGUCGGGGCAUUUGAAGAGACACGAGCUGGUCCACACCAAAAAAAAAGUCUUCCUCUGCAGCCACUGUGGAAAGAGCUACACAGACCAGUCUUCUCUCAAAAAGCAUUUGAAGGUGCACGCAGCCGAGGAGCUAAAGGCUCAGAGCGAGCGAAGCGCAGUCCAACCUCCAGCAUCUGGGACACUCUGACACUGACAGAAAUUUUAGCAGUUAAAUCAAAAAGAAGCUGCGGUUCAGAACGUACCUGCUUUUUAAAGCUUUGGACCACAUCUAGUAAACAUAUUCAAGUCUCCAGGCUCCAGCACAUAUGAUGCAUUUUCCCUGCUGGGGUCACUGUAGCCUCAUGUAUACCUAUGAAUAUUGUAUUUCUGCUAUGAACUGUGUGAUCCUCUUGACAGAAGAAAAAAUAGUUGUUGUGAUAACUAUGAGGAGUUGUGAGAUCCUGUCUGAGAGUAUUACACAUUUUGGUGCAGUGGUUUGGCAUCCAAAAAACAUUUUACACUUUAAAAUCCAUUCAUCUACUAUUCAGUCUGGACCUCAUGCAUCAUGUUUUAUUGUCUCAUGUAUUUAUAACAAUACACCUCCACCUGUGCUGAAUUUAUCAUAUCAUAUUUAGCAAUACUGUAAAAGUUAAUACUUGUUUUACAUUUUGGUAGAAAAUGGGGCCCUAAAAUAACUUGGUAAUUUGCUGUGUUACCAAAACGUUGGUAGAGUAUUUGUUUAUAAAAUGCUGCUUGGUUAUGGCAAAGUGUGUUAACACACCUUGCUGAAAGUUUGAGUGCAAAAUAAUAAAGUUUUAGAAGAUUCUUAAUGGAUAAAGACUGAGAAUUACGGCAACUGUGACUAUAAUGCUGUAUAAAGCUUUAACGGUCGGGUCUGAUCUACUGUUUCUAAUGUGAAUGUGAGUAUUCACUAUUGAUUGACCAGCUCUCGAUCCUAAAUGCAUUGUUUUUAAGCCACCUUCACAAAAUAAUAUCAACUUCUAGUUGUUUAGCUUUAGGCUUUUCUUAUGAAUGGUGUACAACAGACACAUGCAGGAGUGACGCAUCUCAUCCACAAUCAUAAGGCUACUUUUUGCAUAGCAAUGUAUAUUAAACUGAGUGUUUGCUACUAGGAACUUAUUGUAUGUUACUUUUGUGUGAUUUGUGUCUAAAUUAAAGAGAACAUAUAAUC
Solea solea (common sole) is the source of this 2897-nucleotide messenger RNA. RefSeq names its product zinc finger protein 436. The record is from RefSeq and is a predicted model, not a curated record. Lineage: Eukaryota; Metazoa; Chordata; Actinopteri; Pleuronectiformes; Soleidae. The transcript has 2 exons. Gene Ontology annotation, biological process: regulation of transcription by RNA polymerase II. Bases 129 to 1913 code for a protein of 594 amino acids. Gene Ontology annotation, molecular function: RNA polymerase II cis-regulatory region sequence-specific DNA binding; DNA-binding transcription factor activity, RNA polymerase II-specific.